AUAAAAGUGAGUCUAUUUGAUGACUUAAGGUACAAGAAUAUAAAUCAUUUAAAAGGAGUAUUCACGAUUUGUAAGUGAUCACAGGAUUCAUCAAAUCAACUGUAGUUUUCAAGAAAUGAUUCCAAAUCAUCUAAUCAAUUUCAUAUUAACGUCAAUUGGAUUUCAAUGGAAUCAUCAUUGACUUUUAUCUUACUUUCAAUCAUUUUCACGGUUCCAUGUAAUAAAAUAAAUAAAAUCAAUAGGAUUUCGUUAACCAUUCUGUGGGAGUUUUUGGUUCGAAAAAAAAAUUCAACAUAAUUCAUUCAAUGAAAUUUGCUAUAAAUUGAUUGAAUAGUGAAUUAAAGUUGUUGUAAAAUGGCUUCAUACGUCAAUUUCAGCUUCUCUUCAACUAAACAGCGUUCAAUCGCUAUUGGUGCUGUUGCCCUAGUAGCCACUCUAAUAACAAUUGGAAUUGUAGUUACAAUUACAAUUAAACAUGGAUCUUCAUCAACUAACAACCUAUUAAUAAAAAGUGAGUUUAAAGUUAAAUUCGAUGAACCUCAAUGGGUACGAUUUGUUGAUAAAGAUACAUCUCUUGUGAAUGCCUUUGUUGGUGGAACUAAUGCUCGGUCCAGUUCAAUUUAUGUUUGUCGAGUCAAUUCAACUAAAUCGAGAGCAUUGGAAUUAUUACCUGGAAUGUUUGAUCCUGACUCCGGUAUCAGUGCAUGUGAAGUUACUUGGGGAGAUGACUCUUAUAGAUAUUAUGAUUUUGACAUACUCGUAGCAAAAGAUCCUUCAGUUCUAGUAUGGGAAUCCGAUACUUAUGGAGAUGCACCCAUCGGUGCUCUAAGUGGAGGCAUUUCCGAGAUGAAUGAUGAACUUCAAAUAUCAAGAGCUGAUAUUAAUUCGGGUCAAUAUAUUGGUAAAGUUCAUGGGCGACAUUCAAGGGCCUAUGUAGCAUAUGGCAGCAGAGAAAGGACCGUUCGAACUUAUCAAGUUUUGUGUCUACAAGAUUACAGUUUAGGUUGACAAACUGUUACCAAGUGUUGAUAAAAUCGCAUUACUCCCAAAGACCCACAGUGUAAUGUGACUCUUAGCUUCUGGUCUAGGCGCACGAUCGCAACCGUAUUACUACUGUAUUUCAAAUGUAACUUCCCUGGUUUAGUUGAGUUUAUAAAGUUUAAAUAUCUGUAAUGAGCAAAGAGCAAAUUGUAAAGGGUACAUGAUGAAUCGUGU
Tetranychus urticae (two-spotted spider mite) is the source of this 1215-nucleotide messenger RNA. Its product is annotated as pfs47 receptor-like. NCBI's taxonomy places the organism in Eukaryota, Metazoa, Arthropoda, Arachnida, Trombidiformes, Tetranychidae. The record is from RefSeq and is a predicted model, not a curated record.